AUGGGGAAGAGGCUGGGCACAUCGGUAGCUAUGACAACCACCACUUCCGGUCCGUUCCUCUUUAUGGCCCAACUAAGCGCUGCCCGCGCGAAAUUUCCCGGGCUCCCCGGCAGCAGAGGCUCCAGCCCUGCGGGCCUCUGCGUGGCCGCCCACUGCGGAUUCCACCAAGUCUGGAAGUCACUGUUUUGCUUCCCCACAGCCCAGGCGCUGUGGCUGCAGUGGGAUCAGUUCCUGCGGGGUCGCCGCGCAGAUUGGUACAGGAGCAAUGACCGCUCGGUCAUCUGCUGCGACUACUUCUACCAGGCCUGUUUUGACAGCUGCUCUGUUAUCCAGAAGAACCUACACUUCACCCAGCGUCUGAGGCUUGUGGCGAGUGCCGUGCCCACUCUGCCUGUCCCCGCACCUAAGAGAGAAGAGGGCGACCGCAGGUGGCCCCUGAAAGGGAGGAGAGCCGGGCAACUAGGCAGUCUGAGGCUACCUGGUUCCAGCUUCUUGUACACUCCUGUAAGCCAGGUAGAGAGCUGCAAUUUCACAGGUGAAGGGAGACACAGGCGUCCACUGAGGGUGGAUGAAGGACUAGGGUCUAGGCCUCACCUCCAGGUUUCUGUUUUUAUGUCUGUAAAAUUAAAAGUAUGUCGAGCAUGA
Chrysochloris asiatica (Cape golden mole) is the source of this 645-nucleotide messenger RNA. It is a transcript of the gene THAP10, whose product is annotated as THAP domain containing 10. The record is from RefSeq and is a predicted model, not a curated record. Lineage: Eukaryota; Metazoa; Chordata; Mammalia; Afrosoricida; Chrysochloridae.